UCCGGUUCUGUCACAACACGCGAGUUCUUAUACAAUUCCUUCGUGCAAAUCAACCCGGAAUUUUAAAAAUCUAGCAAAAUGUCCAAAUACAAGGAGCUGGUCCAACUCUCGACGACGUACGCCCGCCGCAUGAACCACCUGUCGAAUCGGAUCUUUGGCGAGGUGACCCGGCCCACGAACGCCCAGUCGAUGAAGGUGGUCAAGAUGUUCAGCGAGGAGCCGAUCCAGUGCCGGGACUAUGUGGCCAACUGGUACCCGCGGCACGUCGAGACGCACCUGCUGGCGAUGAAGCUGCGCGAGUACGGGCUGUUCCGGGACGAGCACCAGGACUUUAAGGAGGAAAUGAAGCGGUUGCGGGCGCUGCGGGGUAAGGCGCCGCCCAAGAAGGGCGAAGGCAAGCGAGCCAAGAAGUGAGGGGAUUAAUAAAAGCUAGAGAUGGUUGCGUUUAAGUUAGAACUAA
Molecule: messenger RNA, 460 nt
Organism: Culex pipiens pallens (northern house mosquito)
Lineage: Eukaryota; Metazoa; Arthropoda; Insecta; Diptera; Culicidae
Gene: mRpS33
Product: 28S ribosomal protein S33, mitochondrial
Exons: 1
Coding region: 79-414 (111 amino acids)
Cellular component (GO): mitochondrion
Source: RefSeq, a predicted model, not a curated record